GUCCUGUGCUGUGCUUUAACUAGGUAUUUGUGAGCACAUACCGGGCCUGAGCUGUAUCAGAGGCGCUCACUAGUUAACCUGCCGGCUGUGGCUGAUCUACAACUCCCAGCAUCCUCCACAGACCUGAAUCUGUCCACUUUUCCCUUACCUUGUUUGAUUGAGGCCCCUAACCUGGUGGCAGCCAUGUACCGCUACAAGAUAACCCUUAAAGAUCGGCAGCAGCUGUACAAACUGAUCAUCAGCCAGAUGCUCUACGAUGGCUACAUCAACCUUGCCAACGGCCUCAUCAAUGAACUCAAGAUCCAUUCUGUGUGCGCCCCGUCUGAGCAGCUGCUCCAUCUCAUUAAAGUGGGUAUGGAGAAUGAUGACAGCGCGGUGCAGUACGCCAUUGGACGCUCUGAUACGGUAGCCCCAGGCACAGGAAUCGAUUUGGAAUUUGACGCAGACGUACAAACCAUGUCUCCUGAAGCCUCCGAGUACGAGACCUGCUACGUGACAUCCCAUAAAGGUCCUUGCCGGGUGGCCACGUACAGCAGAGAUGGGCAGCUCAUCGCCACUGGCUCAGCAGAUGCUUCUAUCAAGAUCCUCGAUACAGAGAGAAUGCUGGCAAAAAGUGCAAUGCCGAUUGAGGUAAUGAUGAACGAGACUGCACAGCAGAAUAUGGAGAACCAUCCAGUCAUUCGCACUCUCUAUGAUCACGUCGAUGAGGUCACCUGUCUGGCGUUCCACCCUACUGAACAGAUCCUGGCGUCCGGCUCCAAAGAUUACACCCUCAAACUCUUUGACUAUUCCAAACCCUCUGCCAAAAGAGCAUUUAAACACAUUCAGGAAGCGGAAAUGCUGCGCUCUAUCUCGUUCCACCCGUCUGGAGACUUCAUUAUAGUCGGUACCCAGCACCCCACGCUGCGCCUCUACGAUAUCAACACCUUCCAAUGCUUCGUGUCCUGCAACCCCCAGGAUCAGCACACGGACGCCAUCUGCUCGGUCAGCUAUAACCCAACUGCCAACACGUAUGUCACCUGCAGCAAGGACGGCAGCAUCAAGCUGUGGGACGGAGUCUCCAACCGAUGCGUUACCACGUAUGAGAAGGCCCAUGAUGGUGCCGAAGUGUGUUCUGCCAUAUUCUCUAAGAAUUCCAAGUAUAUCCUGUCCAGCGGUAAAGACUCGGUGGCUAGAUUAUGGGAGAUCUCAACGGGCCGAAUGUUGGUAAAAUACACAGGAGCCGGACUCAGCGGGAGACAAGUACACAGAACACAAGCCGUAUUCAACCACACAGAAGACUAUGUCCUGCUUCCAGACGAACGGACCAUAAGCCUGUGCUGCUGGGAUUCCAGGACAGCAGAACGGCGGAAUCUUCUCUCCUUGGGACACAACAACAUAGUGCGCUGCAUUGUUCAUUCUCCAACUAAUCCCGGCUUUAUGACCUGCAGCGACGAUUUUCGGGCCCGGUUUUGGUACCGCAGGUCAACUACAGACUGAUUGCCAACCCCCUGCAGUUUCCUUAAGCUGGCCGCACAUUUAAAGAUCCAAGGUCACCAAACAAGGGGAUCGUUCCCCAAUAUGCACACCUUGAGGUGAAGCGAUAUUGGUCUGAUCCAGUUGGAUCACAAUGACAGUAUACAGAUUUUUCAACCAGUCCGAUAUCUAGAUGAUUUAAGGUCAGGAUUUGGGGCCCCCAUACACGGACCAAUAAGCUGCCAGCUUUUAUCGUUCUGUGUGGCACCUUUAUACAGACACUGCCCAGAGCAGAGACUGAAAGUUUUAUGGGAUGAAUUGAAUUCAAAUCUGUAGAUAAUAAAACAUUAGAAAAAA
Messenger RNA from Xenopus laevis (African clawed frog), 1812 nucleotides. It is a transcript of the gene cstf1.L, whose product is annotated as cleavage stimulation factor, 3' pre-RNA, subunit 1, 50kDa. Gene Ontology annotation, cellular component: nucleus; mRNA cleavage stimulating factor complex. Gene Ontology annotation, biological process: mRNA 3'-end processing. Lineage: Eukaryota; Metazoa; Chordata; Amphibia; Anura; Pipidae. Gene Ontology annotation, molecular function: RNA binding. The record is from RefSeq and is marked provisional.